AAAAAGAUCUGAAUCAGAUCGGAUUGUGAGAUUACAUCUCGAUAGAAAACGCUGAAAGAACUCCCACGAGCGCAGCCGCCGCCACGCAGCCGCCGCCCCGCAGCCGACGCCGCCGCCCCUCCCCCGUCGCGAGUCGCCGCAUGUCGGUCCGUCGGCCCGUCGCGGGGACUCAGCACGAGGGCGCACGCCUCGGAGCUGCAGCAAGCGCCCGCCGCCGCGGCGUCUGGCAUCGCGACCCACAAGGUCACCGUCCACGACCGGGAGCGCGGGGUCGUCCACGAGUUCAUCGUGCCCCAGAAUUCAGUGGGUACUUAACCUUGAAAUUCGCACUCCACCGCGAGUCGCCGCCCAUCGGCCCGUCGCGGGGACUCACGGCCCUGACCUCUCCGUCGCCGCCGCCUUCAGAUAUGGCUGAUAUGAGCGGGGAUUCUAAAGAGUACCAUGAGAUCGUUAUCAAGACGGUUGCUAGCGAGGAUGACUGAUUCAAUUUCUACAACAGUUAUGCUCUUGAGAAAGGAUUUAGCGUGCGGAGAAGCUACGUUGAGUGGGAUGGAGCCAACAAGGAGAUAAUUUUGAGGAAAUUUGUGUGUAGUCGCGAAGGUUGUCGUGAAUAGAAGCACAUGGAGAGGAAGAGAAGAUAUCUUCUUCAGGAAAGCAAUUCGAAGGCCUGAGGCUCGUCGGAGGCGGCGCGUCGACAAGACUGACCUUCCUCGCCUAGCACCGGUGGCCGAUAGCCACCCACUGCCGCCUCCGCUCCUCCCCUCCGUCGCUCCCAGGAGAGAUAUGCACAAUUGAUGGUAGCUUUAAGAUGUGUGCACCUAUACCUAAUUAAUUAUUGUUUUAAGAUUUGUGUAGUCUCAUUGGCCGCUGAAAAGGACGUUCAUUUUCCAUAAUGUUCGCAAAAUAUAUUUGAGAUUCCGAUCCCACAAAUUUUGGUUCCGGUCCUACAUUUAUGGUUCCGUCAGUUUAGUUCCGUCUAUUUACUGCCGUCGGAUCGGGGUGGAUGGACGGUUAUUAAAAAUGUCAAUCAC
This is a messenger RNA of Lolium perenne, 1031 nucleotides long. NCBI's taxonomy places the organism in Eukaryota, Viridiplantae, Streptophyta, Magnoliopsida, Poales, Poaceae. The record is from RefSeq and is a predicted model, not a curated record.